UGCCAAUCCAAACGCACAGACCCCGAUCGAUUCCUGAGUCGUUCUCCGCUUCAACUCGAUCGACGAGCACGAGCAAGCAAGGCCAUACCGCCAUAGCCGCCGAGCGAGCCUGCAGCAGCAGUUCGAACGAUGGCGCUGGAGGGGUUUUUGACGGCGCUGGUCUUCUGCGAGGCGCCGCUGGAGGAUGCCUACGGCAUGUCGGUGACCACCGGCGUGAGGUUCACCGCGGCACCCCGUCCCGUGGACGUGUCGAAGCUCGCGGCCGUGGAAGCCAAGGAAGCCAAGUCGCGGUCGCCGCAGCGGCGGCCAGAGUACGCGCCGGCGCUCGACGGCCUGAACUGCUUCGAGACCGUCGUCAUGCACCGAGGGAGCCAUUGAUCGAUCGACUGAUUCGAGACGUGCCUCGUUUCUUUACGUCGAUCUGUAGGAUUAACUUGGAGUAGGCUAUUGUCACCUACCCUGCUUUAAUCGUUUACUGCUUUCUUAUUAGUAUAAUUAGCAUAAUCGUUUACUGCCUGUUCGAUAAGGAAACUUCAUGAAUCAAAAAAGAAUUCAAAUGCAUAA
Molecule: messenger RNA, 564 nt
Organism: Phragmites australis (common reed)
Lineage: Eukaryota; Viridiplantae; Streptophyta; Magnoliopsida; Poales; Poaceae
Exons: 1
Coding region: 130-378 (82 amino acids)
Source: RefSeq, a predicted model, not a curated record